GCCCUCAGUAGAAAAAGCAGGUCUUUAAAAUAAUUCUUAUUUUGAUUAUGUCAUUUGAGUUUCGAAGAAACGGACAUAGAAAUUCGUUGGUUAGUUAGUUAGAGUUUGAAAAGAAAUAAAUGUAUGUUGAUUUAAGCGGAAAUUUUAAAUUUUUGUAAGCACCUUUUGGAUAAUUUAUACUUUUUGAAAGGGGCUCAGACUUUGCUGUUGCUCGUAUUAUAUAUUUCUACAACUUUAGAUUGUUGUAUUUUAAUGGCAAUGUUAAAACAAAAAAUACAAUUAUAAUGAGAGGAAAAAUAGUCAAAUGUAAUGAAAAAGGCUCUUUUUAUAUGGAAAAAAAGGUUACGGCUGGUUAAAAAUGUGAGUAAAGAAUUUCUUCUAAUUCAGAGGAAAGUUAUGAAAUAAAGCUUCGAAACAACAUUGACAUUUAGAAUUCAAGUCUAAAUAAAUGCACGAAAAUGAUGCUUUCCAAUGAUGGCUUUAAAUCUUCUUUAAGUAGAACUGAUUCAUCUGAUGAAGAAUAUUAUUUAGGGAAUACAACACCUACAAGAAUUAAUACUUCAAAUACUAUACCAAAUGGUCACAAUGCUGACCUAGAGUGUUCUGGUGUUUUUGUUGCUGGCUAUACAGGACCAAUACAUAAAUGGGAGCAUCCAGGCUAUCAAUUUUUGACCGAAUCCGCACAAGUUACAACAUCAACAGUAGAAAGGAUUUUUAAAAUUAUCAUUGUUGGAGAUGCCACGGUAGGAAAAACAUCAUUCGUCCAAAGAUAUGUAAAUGAUAUUUUUCGCAAAGAUUAUAAAGGAACGGUUGGAGUUGAUUUUGCCAUGAAGGUUUUGUGGAAAUCUGAUAAAGAAGUGAUCAAACUUCAGCUAUGGGAUAUUGCAGGUCAAGAACGAUUCACAUGGAUGACGCGAGUAUAUUAUAAAGAUGCUCAAGGUUGUAUUGUUAUGUUUGAUCUAAAUAAACGAAGUACUUUUCUCAGUGCAAUGAAAUGGAAAAAAGAUGUUGAUGCUAAAUGUCACUUAUCUGACGGUUCCUUAUUACCUUCUAUUUUGCUUGGAAACAAAUGUGAUUUACCUGUAAGAGAUGUCAAUCAAGAAGAAAUAGAAUACGCAUACAGAAAAGGAAACUACAUAGGCUGGACGGAAGUUUCGGCAAAAGAAGGUUUGAUGGUAGAUGACUGCAUGAAAUUUUUAGUGGAUGCAAUGAUUAAUAAAGAUGGUGGAAGGGUCUCAGUACGGAAUGAGCAAUCAACAGUAGACCUAGUAAAAACAAAGAAGAAAAGGAGCUGUUGUAAAUAGAAAAACUGUGUUAAAUUUAUUUUUACAUAAACUAGUUAGAAUUUUCUUCUCAAUAUAGCAUCCCUGAAAAAAUAUAUUCUUUUCAACUGAUAACUAAAUUAAACAUAUGAUAACUCAACUUCUUUAAAAUAAAUAAUACAUACGAUGUUUAUUGAAGGAUUUUAAUAAGUAAUAAACACACAUUUUUGUCUUUUCAUAAAUGUAACAAUAAUA
Molecule: messenger RNA, 1517 nt
Organism: Parasteatoda tepidariorum (common house spider)
Lineage: Eukaryota; Metazoa; Arthropoda; Arachnida; Araneae; Theridiidae
Product: ras-related protein Rab-29
Biological process (GO): phagosome-lysosome fusion; endosome to lysosome transport
Cellular component (GO): trans-Golgi network; Golgi apparatus; lysosome
Molecular function (GO): GTP binding; GTPase activity
Source: RefSeq, a predicted model, not a curated record